This is a messenger RNA of Pteropus alecto (black flying fox), 2070 nucleotides long. It is a transcript of the gene ST8SIA4, whose product is annotated as ST8 alpha-N-acetyl-neuraminide alpha-2,8-sialyltransferase 4. The record is from RefSeq and is a predicted model, not a curated record. The transcript is spliced from 5 exons. Gene Ontology annotation, molecular function: alpha-N-acetylneuraminate alpha-2,8-sialyltransferase activity. Bases 317 to 1396 code for a protein of 359 amino acids. Gene Ontology annotation, biological process: oligosaccharide metabolic process; N-glycan processing. NCBI's taxonomy places the organism in Eukaryota, Metazoa, Chordata, Mammalia, Chiroptera, Pteropodidae.
GCUGCAGAAGCGGCCGCCACCUCUGAUGCAAGGUGUCUCGUCCUCUAAGAAACCUGAAACCUAGGUUGGCGACGCGGAGCGACCCGGCAGAGCUGGCGCGAACCGAGAGGGAAAGCGCUGGGCAGCGCUUGAGCACCAACAGGAGCUCUGCCUCAGAGGACCCUCGCGACCCGCUCUUGAGAUCCCGGCUCCACGCUCUCCUCGCAUUUUACAGAUUCCGCCCCCCACCCUCGCGACUAUAUUUCCUAAAACGGAGCUUUUAUAUCCAGAGAAGGUGCGAGAGCUGGGACAACCAGGACUUUCCCGGGGAACCAAGAUGCGCUCCAUUAGGAAGAGGUGGACGAUCUGCACGAUAAGUCUGCUCCUGAUCUUUUAUAAGACAAAAGAAAUAGCAAGAACUGAGGAGCACCAGGAGACGCAACUCAUCGGAGAUGGUGAACUGUGUUUGAGUCGAUCACUUGUCAAUAGUUCCGAUAAGAUCAUUCGAAAGGCUGGCUCUUCAAUCUUCCAGCACUCUGUAGAAGGUUGGAAAAUCAAUUCCUCUUUGGUCCUGGAGAUAAGGAAGAACAUUCUUCGUUUCCUAGAUGCGGAACGAGAUGUCUCAGUGGUCAAGAGCAGUUUUAAGCCUGGUGAUGUCAUACACUAUGUGCUUGACAGGCGCCGGACACUAAAUAUUUCUCAGGAUCUACAUAGCCUCUUACCUGAAGUUUCACCAAUGAAAAAUCGCAGAUUUAAGACCUGUGCAGUUGUUGGAAAUUCUGGCAUCCUGCUAGAUAGUGAAUGUGGAAAGGAGAUUGAUAGUCACAAUUUUGUAAUAAGGUGUAAUCUAGCCCCUGUGGUGGAGUUUGCUGCAGAUGUGGGAACUAAAUCAGAUUUUAUUACCAUGAAUCCAUCAGUUGUACAAAGAGCAUUUGGAGGCUUUCGGAAUGAGAGUGACAGAGAAAAAUUUGUGCAUAGACUUUCCAUGCUGAAUGACAGUGUCCUUUGGAUUCCUGCUUUCAUGGUCAAAGGAGGAGAGAAGCACGUGGAGUGGGUUAAUGCAUUAAUCCUUAAGAAUAAACUGAAAGUGCGAACAGCGUAUCCAUCAUUGAGACUUAUUCAUGCUGUCAGAGGUUAUUGGCUGACAAACAAAGUUCCCAUCAAAAGACCCAGCACAGGUCUCCUCAUGUAUACACUUGCCACAAGAUUCUGUGAUGAAAUUCACCUGUAUGGAUUCUGGCCAUUCCCUAAGGAUUUAAAUGGAAAAGCUGUCAAAUAUCAUUACUAUGAUGACUUAAAAUACAGGUACUUUUCUAAUGCAAGUCCUCACAGAAUGCCAUUAGAAUUCAAAACAUUAAAUGUGCUUCAUAAUAGAGGCGCUCUGAAACUGACAACAGGAAAGUGUGUAAAGCAAUAAAGCACGUUUGAAAACAGACAAACUGUAUAUGAACUUCUUUUCUGAAGAUGCUUCCUAAGAUUUGAAAAUAGGAUCCAAAACAAGGCUGGGUUUCAGCAUCCACCAAUUAUCUGAAAAGUGAUAAAGGACAUUCAUGAGAAAUUCACUACCAGCUGAUGAAAUACCUGCAAAGUGCUCUAAAAAUUAAAUAUUUUGACUUCAAGGGUCCUAGUAAGUGCCACUUCCACUAAGAACACAGUUUGAAUGUAUAAUUAGUAGUGUUUACAAGAUCCAACAAUUCACUCGUCAUUAGUUAACAAAGCCAAUACGUUCAUCACUGUUGGGCUGCCACUGCAACAACAAGCACAUGAGAAGAGGAACCCAGGAACACGACUCAGUCCUUGGGGAAACUAACCAUCCUUGUCAGCAGAUAUGAAGAUGGAAACAGUUUGAACAGUGAAAUUCAUAAGAUUAAACAACUCAAAUAAAUGCCUUUCAGUCAGGACUCUGAGUCUGAUCAUGAAUUUUACAUUUUUGCUUUUGUUUUUUUUUUUUCUGUUUUUGUUUGUCCUCUGGAAUCUCUUUUGGUUUGGGUAUUGGGGUGCUUAGAAAUCCUUUCUAAGAUAAAUAUGAAUGAGAUAACCUUCAAGUAAUCAUUUCUAAAAUUCUUAUAUUUUUAAAGAGCAAUCACACAA